UCAUGUUUAGAUCUGAUAAUUCUCUAGUUUAAAAAAAUUUCUGACUUGGUAAUGGACAUCAAAUGUCUAUGAAAUAUUUUUUACAAAAAUAUACUUGAUAUUGUUCAAUGUGGCAACUCUGCUGAUGUAUUUUGUUUAUCCAUAUUUAUCUCUUGAUUGGACUGGACUUUAAACUAUACUUGAUAUUAUUGGAAAUAAAAUAAUAUAUUUAAGUCAAGUAAAUUUAUAGAAGAAAUGAGUUCUAUAAAUCGUUUAUGUGGAAAAAUUGCUAUAGUAACUGCUUCUACAGAUGGAAUAGGAUUUGCAAUAGCACAGAGAUUAGCUCGUGAAGGGGCAAAAGUUAUCGUUAGCAGUCGAAAAGAAAAAAAUGUAAACGAAGCCAUAAGUAAACUGAGUAACGAGGGACUCGAUGUUAAAGGUUUGGUAUGUCACGUAUCAAAGGCCGACGAUAGAAAAAAAUUGUUCGACCAAGCUAAUAAAUUCGGUGGCCUCGACAUUCUAGUAUCAAAUGCAGCUGUUAAUCCAGAGGUUGGGGAUGUACUUGAUUGUUCUGAAAGUUCAUGGGACAAAAUAUUCGACGUUAACGUUAAGUCAGCCUUCUUAUUAGCCAAAGAGGCAGUCCCGUUGUUAAAACAAAGUAAAGAAGGCAGGAUAAUCUUCAUUUCAUCAAUUGCCGGCUUCCAGCCACUUGGCUUACUAGGAGCUUAUUCGGUAAGCAAAACAGCUUUACUAGGACUGACAAAAGCAGCUGCACUUCAACUUGGCCCCGAAGGAAUUACCGUGAACUGCGUGGCACCGGGGAUUAUAAAAACAAAAUUUUCUUCCGCUCUAACUUCCAAUGAGGGCGCAGAAAGCGAAAUUUUGUCACAAAUUCCCUUAAAAAGGUUGGGAGAUCCUCACGAUAUUAGUGGUGUUGUCGCAUUUCUAGCUUCAAAGGAUGGUGCAUACCUGACGGGUGAAAAUAUUGUGGUUUCUGGUGGAAUGCCUUCAAGAUUGUAAAGAAUAUACACGACUUUUAUUUAAAGUAUGCUAAAGUUAAAUAUUCCUGUAGUCACUAACCGAGUUAUAAUUUUUGUGAAUGGGAGGAAUGAUUCGUUAUUUCGUGACAUAUUUUUGGUUUUCCCUGGUCAUUUAAUGAUGAAAUCGGCAUAUCUUUUGGUAGCUUUGAAUAUAAUCCAUUUGUUGUAAGGAUAGUGGUAUGGUGUAAGUUUUAAAAAAAAGACAUCAAUUAUUA
Messenger RNA from Anoplophora glabripennis (Asian longhorned beetle), 1234 nucleotides. RefSeq names its product dehydrogenase/reductase SDR family member 4-like (gene Dhrs4). Lineage: Eukaryota; Metazoa; Arthropoda; Insecta; Coleoptera; Cerambycidae. The record is from RefSeq and is a predicted model, not a curated record. The transcript is spliced from 2 exons. The coding region runs from base 235 to 999 and encodes 254 amino acids. Gene Ontology annotation, molecular function: carbonyl reductase (NADPH) activity.